CAAGAUAAUGCUUUAGAACAAACGAAUAGGGCAGACUUAGGGAAGAAUUACCCCACGUUGAUGUUCACUCAGUUCUUGUUUGUUUAGUCUGUUGGUCUGAUGUGUUGUUUUCUGGUGGGCAAUAUCAACCAUCACAAGUGGACAAACUAGAACAAUACCAGGCAAUUAGUAGUUUUUUCGGCCGUGUUUUUCCCAGUGCGCAUGCGUAGUGGGCGUUAGUGCGACUUAUUUAUCAGAUGAGGUAUUUUUCGUAGCAGCGGCCAGUGUUUACAUCCCUCAGGUGACAGCCACGACUCUCGGCAGGCAUCAGAAUGGACGGCUUUGGUGACAGCUUCGUGCCCCCUGUUGAUGGCAAUGCUGGGGAGGUGGACCCAGCAGCAGAGUUCCUGGCAAGGGAGCAGGACCAGCUGGCUGGCCUUGAUGAUGACAUAAUCCCCCCCGCUGCCUCAGCGGCAGCGCCUGCACAGACCGACGGGUCAAGUCCUUCUCCUGCCCCUGCUGCUCCAGGCCUUGAAGCUGACUUGUUUGGGGCUGCCCCAAUGAACGGGGGUCCCGACCUCGAGAGUUUUGAGAUGCUGGGUGGAGAUGAGGUGUCCCAAGCAGGAGCACCAGCUGAUGACCCAUCAGCUGAAGCAGUAGCAGCUGAGGAAGCUUUUGCUGAGCCAGCUCCUGCUGAAGCAGCUCCUCCUGAAGGAGCACCUGAGCAUGGAGGGGAUUAUUCAGGCUUUGGGGCAGACUUUGGGGGAGCUUCUGUGCCUACUGGUGAUGCUGCUGCCUCUGUCGGGGAUCUCUCUUUUGUGGGUGAUGCUUCAGCUACUGAAACUUCACCAGCUCGUCCAAUGGCAUACUCUCCAAUUCCACAUGUAACAAGAGAAGAGCCGGAGAAGAUAAAGAUCUGGCGCCAACAACAGGAAGUACGUCUGGAAGAAAAAGAUGCUGCUGAGGAGUUGGCUAAGGCAGAUCUGAAACAGAAAGCUCAAAAGGAACUGGAGGACUGGUACAAGCAGCAUGAAGAACAGGUAGCAAAGACCCGCCAAGCAAACAGGGAUGCAUCCAAGUCUGCUGAGAAGGAACUGGUGGCCGAUAUUGGAAAAAUGGAGCCAGGCACAGAGUGGGAAAGAAUUGCCAAGCUCUGCAAUUUCAACCCCAAGACUUCAAAAUCAUCCAGAGAUAUUUCCCGCAUGCGUUCCAUUAUCCUGCAGGUGAAACAGAACCCACCACUAAAGGCUUAAUACGAACUUAUAUACUGCCUACCAUUGACUAGCAUUGUGAAUCUGCUUGCAUAAAUGUCCCUAUCAUAGAUAUGUACAGAUUACAGACUCUGCAGUGUUUCUUAUCUUUUUAGGAAUAUGAUCAAUGACUAAACUACCACCAGUAAAACUAUUAACUUAGUUAUAUAGUUGAUAUAAAAUUGUGUUCACGACAGCUUCAACAGACUUCACUUUAUGUGAAAUUAACAUGUUGGACAUUGAGAGGCUGUAAAGUAGAUGUACAAGUCUGUUGAGAGUUUGGGAUAUAUUGCAAACCAUAUAUAUAUAUUACCUAAUUCAGUUAUAUAUUGUGUAACCUCAGAGUAUAAAUAAUGUUGAAUUCUAUUCAUAUGAAUGUUAAAAUUAAGUCAGAGUAUUGAUCAUGGCAGAAUAAUAACUACUCUCACAUAGACCAGAACAGUGCAGAUAGCUAAUUCUCAACAUAAGCAUUUGUUUGAAGCAGUAUACAGCCAAUAGUUGUAAUUAGAAUGGAUGAAAAUUUUAAAAGUUUUGUGAGAAAGCUUUUGUGGUUCUUACAACGUGGGAUUUUUUUUCAGUUAUUAUUCUAUGAAAAUAUGUGUUGAGGAAUACUGGAAACAGAGUUGAAAAAGUUAUUUAAUCUUCCAGCAAAUAUUUCAUAAUUCCCUCAUUUGUUAUGUUCCUCUAAAUUACCAGUUUUGGCCAAUCUUAAGGAGCUUGUGUUUGAUUUUAUUCUUAAUCUGUCAUCUGUUCUGAUCUCUCAUUACAUUAAGCUUCCCUAAACUCUGCGUACAAUGCAGAGUAAAGGAAUGUAAAAACACUACGCAGAUACACAUGAUUUACGUGAAAAGUUCAAACUAAAGUAGCAUUGUCACAAAACUAAUACAGUUGGACCUUCUGUUUGUCUAUUUAAGAGGUAACUCAUAAAGUUAGUUUUUCAAGGUCAUCUUCUAUAGUGGUUAUCAAAAUAAUUUUCAGUAUUUUUUGUGUGCCUUAAGAUACUAUACAUAUUACAGUAGUAAGAAAGGUUUCCUGUCAUUUAGUUUUUUUGAGUUGAAAAAUAUACCUACAAUUUUAUUUAUUAAUCUUUUACUUUCAUUUGUUCAUUUUAUUUAUGAUUGUCAGUUCAUGAUCAUUUGCUUUUUACUGAAUGAUACAGUUUUCUAACCUUACUGUAAUCUGCUCUUGGUUAAAAUAUACUUCCUGGUAAAUAUAAAAAGAAUGCAAAGAAAAACAUGUAGGUCAUGUGUUGUGAAAAUGAUUCUUUCAGGCUGCAGGGUUGUAUAAAUUAGUGUAUGCUGCUCGUAGAAUGAUGAAAGAUACAUUGUUACACAUUCCAAAUAUUUAUAGGAUUUGGAUGGAAUAAAAGCAUAGUUGCUCAUGCAUAAAUUAUUUCACUGGUAGUUGUGUUAAUAAUAAAAUAUAUGCUGUAAUUAUAUA
Messenger RNA from Eriocheir sinensis (Chinese mitten crab), 2669 nucleotides. RefSeq names its product clathrin light chain-like (gene Clc). The record is from RefSeq and is a predicted model, not a curated record. Lineage: Eukaryota; Metazoa; Arthropoda; Malacostraca; Decapoda; Varunidae. Gene Ontology annotation, biological process: clathrin-dependent endocytosis; clathrin coat assembly; intracellular protein transport. The transcript is spliced from 9 exons. The coding region runs from base 312 to 1232 and encodes 306 amino acids. Gene Ontology annotation, cellular component: synaptic vesicle membrane; postsynaptic endocytic zone cytoplasmic component; clathrin coat of coated pit. Gene Ontology annotation, molecular function: structural molecule activity; clathrin heavy chain binding.